Molecule: messenger RNA, 972 nt
Organism: Arachis duranensis
Lineage: Eukaryota; Viridiplantae; Streptophyta; Magnoliopsida; Fabales; Fabaceae
Product: WRKY DNA-binding transcription factor 70-like
Exons: 3
Coding region: 83-874 (263 amino acids)
Biological process (GO): regulation of DNA-templated transcription
Molecular function (GO): sequence-specific DNA binding; DNA-binding transcription factor activity
Source: RefSeq, a predicted model, not a curated record
UAUGCUUUUUUAGCCUCUCCUCUUAUCGUUACCAAUAAUAACAAAACCCUUACAAGAUCCAAACCAAAAAAGGCAAACAAUUAUGAAGAAGAAUACCCUUUGUUCUGAAAAUAACGAUGUCUCAUCGAAGAAGAAAAGAAUAAUAAUCAAAGAACUUGUUCAAGGUCAAGAAGCUGCGACUCAGCUGAAGCUUCUUCUUCAGAACCCCAUUGGCGACACUUCUCUCUCAGCUGAAGAGCUUCUUGGCAAUGUCCUUACUUCCUUCGCUGAAACCCUUUCUCUUCUUGCUUCUAAUCAUUCCCAGGAACAACCUUGUCGCCAUGAUCCGUCGCGGUCGUCGGCAGAUCCCAGCGAUGAUUAUUCCGGAGGAGAAUCUCACUGUAUGACUCCGCCCAAAAAAGUUGGAAGAGGCUGCUACAAAAGAAGGAGGACUGAACACACAUGGACCACAAUCUCUCCCACUGCAGAUGAUAAUCAUGCAUGGAGGAAAUAUGGAGAGAAAGAAAUUCAGAAUUCUAAAUUUCCUAGGAGCUACUUUAGAUGCAGUAGAAAGUAUGAUCAAAAUUGCCGGGCAAUCAAACAUGUGCAGAGGACACAAGAGAAUCCUUGUAUGUACCAAAUCACAUACAUUGGCAUGCACACGUGCAAAGCCACCCCUAAUGAUGCUCCAUGUUUGGUCAUGGUGGAUUGUAAGGUACCAACUAUAAAACAAGACACUACUCCUCCUCCUCCUUCUAUGUUGUCAGAUUUGAAGGAUAUUAUUGAACCAUACAAGCCUUCCAUUAUUAUGCCACCAAAUAUGGUAUCUAAUGAUAAUGCAAACAAUGUAUAUCCAUGUCCAAGCUCUCAAUGUUCGGAUUUGGGGUGGAUUUAGUUCAUUUUAGGGAAUCAUGACUUUUUCUUGAUUUUAUCAUUUUAGUUGUUUGAGAUGGUUGAACUAGUGAUCAAUAGCGGUAUAGUGAUUAUGGUAUA